AUGGCGGCGUCCCUCCUUGCGUCCACGCUCUACCUGCUCUCCUCGCUCAUCUCCGCCAUCCUCUUCUCCCCCCACUCUCCCCCGCUCCUCCUCGCGCUCCCGGGGGAAGUGCGCCGGAUCUUCCUCCCCGCGCUUGUCCCGUCCGCAAUUGACCGCGCUGGCGCCAGUAGCGGGUGGGUGUGGGGAAGGCAGCGCCUGGGUCUUCCGUCUUUCAUCCUUGCAGCAGAUGGCGCCAAACUCGUCCUCUCCUCCAUGUCCCAUCUCACUCGUCUCUUUCCCCUUUCUUCGUUCCUCUAUUUCCCCUCAACCGCAGCCCAGCCGUCCCUCCGCAUGGUUCCACCUGCUCACUCCGACCUCCCUGCUGAGGCUCUACUGGGGAAGGCUGUAUCUGGCGCCGCGCAUAGCGGCCGCGGGGCAGGGGUUGUUCUCCCUUCCGUUGAUGUGAGUGUUGGGGGAAAGAGGGAGGAGGAGCAGGAGCAGGCACAGGGGCAGGGGCAGGCAGAGCUGCAGCAACAGGAGGAGGGGGGGUUGGUGAGGGAUGAGGAGGAGUGGAAUGCGGCAGUGGAGAAAGCAGUGGAGGAGGCAGUUUCAGACGCUUUUUCCCGUGCCCAGUUCCUGCUCGCCUCACUUGAUUCCAUGCGCCGGGCAGCUCGGGCAGCGCAGAAAGCUUUUUCUGGCCGGAGCUUUGUUGCCCUGGUGGAGGAGGAAAUGAUUUUGCGUUUCGGGGGGGAGGAGGGGGAGGGUGAAGGUGUGGAAGGGAUUGGUGAGGUGGAGGGGGGUGGGAAGAGGGGUGACAAGGGGUUGAUGGGCAUUGAGGUGGGUGUAGGGGGGAGAGUGGGUGAGGAGGCAAGACGGAGGGCGGAAGCAGUGGUAAGAACGGUGGUGGUGAUGAUGGGUGAGCGGGGGGGGGAGUGUGUGGAAAGCACUAGGAUGGGUGCAGAAUGGGAGGAAGGGGAAGGAGAGGAAGGAGAGGAGGCAGAGGAGGGAGAGGAGGAACAUGAGGGGGCUAGUGAUGGGGCUACUGGUAGGCGCUUCAGGUUUGCAAAGAGGCUAAAGGGAUUGGGAGAUACGGCACGAGACAAGGUGUGGGACAUGGCGGAUUCUUUUCUCUCUCGCUUGUGGGCUGCCGGGCAGAAAGUGGUCAGCACGGAAGAGUUUCUUGCUGCCCGGGCGAGGUAUGCUGGUGCCCGGGUGAAAGAUGCUGGACAACGUGUUUUCGAUCGUGUGGUGGAGAGCGGCCGGGCAGCCAGGGAAGAUGCGGAGGCUGCCCGAGAUGCUGUGAUCGCAACCGGUCGGGCAGCGAAAGAAAAGGUAGAGGCAGUUUGGGAAAAAGCCUAUGGGGCCGGGCAGGCUGCUGUGGACACAACCGUGGGAUUUUGUGCCAGGGCAGUGGAGUUCGGGCAGGAAGCAAUUGACAGGUGCAAGCAGGCUGGGCAAACUGUGUGGGAGGGCGGAAGAAAAACAGUCGGAGCAGUGGAAGGGGGAGUGAAGGGCGCAGUGAAGGGAGUGAGGGAGGUGGUGGAGGGGGUAGAGGAGAUGGUAGUGGACGUGAGUGAGAGAGUGAAGGGGGUGGGGAGGUGUGUGGUGGAGGAGGGGUUUCAGCCACACACUCAUGGGCAUGAAGAGGCAGGAGUGCCACCCACCCCUGCAGCACCCACGGCCUUCCUUGGUCCUGUGUAUGACGUAGCCACAGAGGCUGUACGCAUGGAGCAUGGGGGGGAGGGGGAGAAGGUGGGAGAAGGGGUGGGGGAAGGUGUGGUGGGGCAGGUGGGGAGCGCAAAGGGUCGUGUGGAGGAAGGUGCGGAGAAGUUGCGGGGCGAGGCGAAGGAAGGUGCAGGGAAAAUCCGAGAGAAGGUCAAGGAAGAUGCUGAAAAAAUCCCAGAGAAGGUGAAAGAAGGUGUGGAGCUAGCAUGGGAGGAGGCGAGGGAGAGAGCUGGCAAGAUGGGAGAGGAAGUGCAGGAAGGUGCUGAGAAAGUGUGGAUGGAGGCAAGGGAGAAAGGUGGCAGGGUGGGAGAGCAGGUGAAGGAAGGUGCAGGAAAGGUGUGGGAAGAGGCGAGGGAAGAGGGCAGCAGGGUGGGUGGGAAGAUGAGGGAGAAAGCUGAGGAGGGAUGGGAAGCAGUGGAGGGCGUUGGGGAGAAGUUGAGGGAGGGGGUGAUGAGGGAGGGUGGACGCGAGAGGGACGAAGGCGAGAUGGGGGAUGGGGUGUGGAUGGAGCUGCAGGGAGUGCGGUUCUUCCAGCCUGUACGGGAGGCAGUGCGUCCUAACAAGGCAGGCGGCAAAGAGACAGCAGCAGGGGCAGCAGAGGGGGCAGAAGAUGCAGAGGGAGCAGAGAAGCGGGAGCAGGGGCAGCAAUGGGAGCAUUGGGAGAGGGUGAACCUGCCCUUCCCCGCCAGUGCUCUCAUGUCCCACCUGCCUCUCUGGUUCCAACGCCUCAUGCUGCCCAUCCCCCUCCUCUCCCACCUCUCCUCCCUCCCCUCCUCCCCUCCUCUCCUCGUUCCUGCUCUCAUCCGCACAGCCCACCUCGCUGCUUUCUCACUCGCCUAUACGCUCACUCUCGUCCUCACCUUCCUGCCCAUCGGGCAGCUCCGAAAUGUUUUCUCGCCUUCUCCUGCCCAGUUGGGUUCGAUGGUCGAGCGGGCGGUUCUGAGGGUGCUCUUUGCCACGUCAGGGCUCUGCCUUCUCUCCCUCUCCCUCGCACACUCCCGCAAUCCCCUCUCCCCCUUCCUCCCUUCUCCGUCGCCUCACCUUGGCCCUGCGCGGGGAGAAGGAGGGGAAGAUGGGGAGAGUGGCGAAGGAGAGGGGGAAGCGCGGGCGGAGGGGGCAGGGGGGAUGGGAGGGGGGGUGGCGGAGUGGGGGGGUGAGUUGCAGCUGUGGCUGCUGGCGGCAGCAACGGUGUUGGCAGCACUGCUGGCACUGAUUCUGCAACCGCUGCUGACCAAUAGCAUGGACGAAGCAGCAGCGGUCGCUCGUGGCCCCUCCUCUCCGACGCCUCCCCAGAAGCGCCCCCGCUCCUCCUGGCGUCUGCGCCGCCACUAUGCACUGCAUGCCACCGCACCAGCAGCACCAGGAACCCCUCCACCUCCGGCUACUACUUCUGCGGAACACACCGGUGAAGCGCUUAUUCCUCCUGCUGCUUCGUUUGCCGAAGCUACUGCUGCAGUCGCCUCUUCUUUCGUUGCAGAAGAAGCAGUACAAGAGCUGGCCACUGCUGUUGCUGCAAGGCCAGCACAGGAAUUAGAGGGAGUUGAAGGGAUGGAAAGGGAGGGGUUGGAAGGGGAUGCAGGGGAGAGGAUGAGUGGGCAGCAGCAGCUGCUGAUGCAGCAGUCGCAGCAGCAUCUGCAGUGGCGGGUGCGAGUGCUGACUGUGCUCAAGAGCGUGGCGACCCAUGCCUUGCUGGCGGUGCUGACGUGGCACCUGUGGCACCUGGCGUGUCGUGUGCUCGUGUAG
Messenger RNA from Closterium sp. Naga37s-1, 3447 nucleotides. Lineage: Eukaryota; Viridiplantae; Streptophyta; Zygnematophyceae; Desmidiales; Closteriaceae. The record is from the annotation of a GenBank genome assembly.